GAGAGGCCACUGCGCAGGCGCCUAAGGAAACGGAUAAACAAACAAAUAAAACCCACCACCCGUGGGCCAGCCCCGAUCCCCGCCUCCCCGGUCUUCCCGGGGGCUCCCCGCCUGCGCCUGCGUCUGGGCACGUCCCUCUCCCCCUCACUUAGUGGCGCGUUCCACGCACGUCCCCGCACUUAACCUCUGCGCGCCCGGCACGGUGCUGGCGGCGGAGAGCGCGAGCCUGCAGCCGCAGCCCCGCGGACCAUGACUUGCUACCGGGGCUUCCUGCUGGGCAGCUGCCGGUGCGUGGCGGGUGGCCGCGCGGCUCUGCGGGGCUCGGGCGCGGACGGCCGGCGGCACUUGGGGCACGGGCAGCCGCGCGAGCUGGCGGGCAGUGGUAGCCCCGCCGACGGCGGCUUCCGCCCCUCGCGGGUGGUGGUGGUGGCGAAAACCACCCGCUACGAGUUUGAGCAGCAGCGGUACCGCUACGCGGAGCUCUCGGAGGAGGACCUGAAGCAGCUGCUUGCAUUGAAAGGCUCGAGCUACAGUGGACUACUUGAGCGACAUCAUAUACACACCAAAAAUGUAGAACACAUAAUUGAUAGUUUACGGGAUGAAGGGAUUGAGGUUCGCCUGGUGAAGCGGAGGGAGUACGAUGAAGAGACGGUUCGAUGGGCAGAUGCUGUCAUAGCUGCAGGAGGUGACGGCACGAUGCUCCUGGCUGCGAGUAAAGUUCUGGACAGACUUAAACCUGUUAUUGGGGUCAACACUGAUCCGGAACGGUCUGAAGGUCAUCUGUGUCUGCCUGUGCGAUACACACAUUCCUUCCCCGAAGCCUUACGAAAGUUCUCUCGUGGUGAGUUCAGGUGGUUAUGGAGGCAGCGGAUCAGGUUAUAUCUGGAAGGGACUGGCAUAAACCCCACUCCUGUGGACCUUCACGAACAGCAGCUGAGCUUGAAUCAGCACAGCCGAGCCUUUAACAUCGAAAGAGUGCAUGAUGAAAGAUCGGAGGCGUCAGGACCUCAGCUUCUGCCGGUGAGAGCGCUCAAUGAAGUCUUCAUCGGGGAGAGCCUGUCAUCCAGGGCUUCCUACUAUGAAAUUUCAGUUGAUGAUGGCCCAUGGGAGAAGCAGAAGAGUUCAGGGCUCAAUUUGUGUACUGGAACAGGAUCAAAGGCCUGGUCAUUCAAUAUUAACAGGGUUGCAGCGCAGGCUGUUGAAGACGUUUUAAAUAUUGCAAGACGACAAGGAAAUAUGACUCUUCCACUGAACAAAGAAUUGGUAGAAAAAGUAACAAACGAAUAUAACGAGUCAUUGCUCUACAGUCCAGAAGAACCAAAAAUACUUUUCAGUAUUCGAGAGCCAAUAGCAAAUAGAGUUUUCUCAAGCAGCCGACAGCGUUGUUUCUCCUCAAAAGUGUGUGUUCGUUCUCGAUGUUGGGAUGCCUGCAUGGUUGUGGAUGGAGGAACAUCUUUUGAGUUUAACGAUGGAGCCAUUGCUUCCAUGAUGAUCAAUAAAGAAGAUGAGCUUCGAACUGUGAUUCUAGAACAGUGAAGGGCUUCCUCAGACGACGGAUUUGAUCACUAGAGACAUUUUUCCCUGCAGAUACAGAUGACCAGCCAUAGACCAACCUUGUUAUGGCUCUUAAUGAUGGGCUACCCCUAGAGUCAAGGUGACACAAUGGGACGCAUGUGCUCGCCUGCUGAUUCUGACAGACAAGAGCUGUUCACCAUGAGAGACAGACGGACGGACUAAAUGGACUAGAAUUAUGUGAAAGCUUCUGUAUUACUUACAGUUGGUAACCAAGAGCGUUGAUACUCUUUAGAGAGGCAGGUUAAAUAAAGGAGUAAGUGUUUAGAAUUUGAAAUUUAACUGUAAAGUGUUGUUUUCUUCCUAACUUUGUGGAACUGGCCACAUGUAUUAUUUGAUUAGUGCAUUAUUUUUCUAGUACCUAAAAGUAAAGAUUUUUUAAAAAUUUUGAUGAUGGAGAAUUUUGAUAAAUCCUGAUGAUCACUUAACUGAAGUUAGUAAAUGUGUUUUAUAUAGCAAAGAAUUUUCUAAUUCUAGGAAACAGUGAUGAAAAUCACUACUGACGGAAAAAAGCGGGAUCGUUUUUAAGAUUAUUUGUAGACAAAUUCUGACUUGUUUUGGGUAUGUCAACAGUGCUAGAUGAAACACAUCUAUGGGACAAAUCAUGAAGCUUUGUAAUUGUUCAGGCAAGUAACGGAGUCCAAGAGCUCCUCUCCCGGUUUUGAAUUUCUCUUAUGAAAUCAAGGAUUAGAAGGAUAGUCAAUGGUUGUUCUGAUAGAAGUUCAGUAAAACGUUCAAACCCUUCCUUUAGUACUGGGGUAGACUCUUUAGUAAACACAGAAGACCGAAGACAUCGUUUUGGAAUUGCCUUAAGCUAGUAUUGUAAUUUUCAUUUACUGUAUUCUAAAAUUUAAACAAUGGGAUGAAUCAUCAGAGCCCGCCACCUUCAAGUAUGCAAACUGCUUUUAUUUUUGGAGGAGACCAUUUUAAUUCUUGAUUUCGUUUCCACAAAAAAGCUCCCAUUGCUAAAUAAUGGGUGGUAUUUUCAUGCCAGUUUUUUCAGAUUUGUGUAUUUUCACUUGUUGGUGAAAUUGCUUUUUUUUAUUGACAAAAUGUUUAUUGAAGACUCAUUCUGUGCCAUCUAUCAAAUGUUAUAGAUAUAUGUCUACAUCAUGUUCUAGAUAUCAAUAUGUUGCAUAGACAUUGAAAUAGACUAUUUAUGGAACUUGGGCCUAGUGAGCUCAGAAGUCAGAAACUAAAGCUAGGAUGUAUGAUCAGAUCAAAUGCUCUUAGCUUUGCCAAACUCAACACGCUGCUCUCAAUAAAAAAUAAUGAAUUGUCACUGUGUGAGUUAAUUUAGAUCUGGGUUUGUUUAGAACACUUUCCUGACUAUCUGUAGAAGGAAGGAAGUUAGUGUUUUUGCUGAGCCAACUCUAAUUUCUACUUUAACUUUUUAAAAAAAGGAUAUAUUUACAAUAUCUCUUUAUAUGAAAGGGAAAAUCUACACUAUAGAAUUUCCCCUAAAAGGCUUAAAAUAUCUUGUUAGGAAAAAAAAUGCCACUAUCAUCCUUAAUAUAUCUAGAUCUGGUUGUUCAUGAUUUACCACAGAUCUAUUUAUAUGUACCAUUAACUGGUAACUAGCUGUGUGGAAUUGUUCUUAAGCUACCUUUGGGAAAAUAUUAAAAUUACUUACUAUGCUCCGCCUACAAUCUAACUUCAGGCAGGGAUUUAAUUGUAAUAGACUAAUAGCAAAGGAUGUUGGAAUAUCAAAAAUGUCUUUAAAUGGGUUAACCUUUAAUGAUCACUUUAUGCAAAUAAAAUUAAACCAUUGUCUGUCCAUU
Messenger RNA from Grammomys surdaster, 3353 nucleotides. RefSeq names its product NAD kinase 2, mitochondrial (gene Nadk2). The record is from RefSeq and is a predicted model, not a curated record. Bases 250 to 1536 code for a protein of 428 amino acids. Gene Ontology annotation, biological process: NAD+ metabolic process; NADP+ biosynthetic process. Gene Ontology annotation, molecular function: NAD+ kinase activity. Gene Ontology annotation, cellular component: mitochondrion. NCBI's taxonomy places the organism in Eukaryota, Metazoa, Chordata, Mammalia, Rodentia, Muridae. The transcript has 12 exons.